AUGCCUUUGGUUGGUAAGGAUGGUGGUUCUACCUCUGGGCUUGAAUCGAUUAAUGUUGCUGAUGGUAGUGCUGGGUUGUAUGGGCCAUGGAUGAUGGCCAAAACAGCCGUUCGACCAUCUGCUGGUGGCCGCAGUCAACAUAGAAAUGACUCUUCUCGUUUGUCGGGGUCGAGGUUUGAAGUACUAGGAGAGGAUAAUGGGGAGGCGUCAGGGUCUCAGCCGGAUGCUUUAAUGAAAACUGGGGUUUUGGGGGCUUCUCGUGAAUCGUUAACGAGGUUGUAUGCAGAGAAGGGGAAGGCUAAGAUGGGUGUUGAUGGGGAUUGGACGGUGAUGCCGGGGAGAAGAAAAAGGCGGGCGGCUAAGACGAGUAAGAAGGUGCAGAAAGUAUCAGGAGACGAGCCGAGUGGGAUCAAGACGAGUGGUGGUGAGGGACUUCAUGUGGUGGAGCGAUCUUCGUCUUCUCCAGCCUCAGAGACGGGAUUUCUUGCUGAUCUUCGUACGGCUGGUCGGGCUCUUUCCUCGCAGAAUGCAGUGGUGAUUCCAAUGGAAUCGGAGUUAGAUUCUUCAAAGCAUCUUGCAGUCCAAGUAUUGGAUUCUCCGGAGUUGAAUCCAGAGCCCGCUAGUGAGUUUGAUCUGGACCCAGGUGAUUCAGAAAUGGUAGUCGCCUCACCCCGACUAGAUCCGACGCAUCAUGAGGGGGAACCAUUUCAAAUGACCGAAGGGGAUAUUGAAGUCCACCGGGGAAUGGAGGCCGGGCUUGUCGGCGAAUUCUCACAUUUUGGAUUCAUUUCCGGUAGUCGGUUCUAA
Messenger RNA from Striga asiatica, 807 nucleotides. NCBI's taxonomy places the organism in Eukaryota, Viridiplantae, Streptophyta, Magnoliopsida, Lamiales, Orobanchaceae. The record is from the annotation of a GenBank genome assembly.